This is a messenger RNA of Paramacrobiotus metropolitanus, 1783 nucleotides long. RefSeq names its product dual specificity mitogen-activated protein kinase kinase 1-like. The transcript has 7 exons. Bases 167 to 1333 code for a protein of 388 amino acids. Gene Ontology annotation, biological process: protein phosphorylation. The record is from RefSeq and is a predicted model, not a curated record. Lineage: Eukaryota; Metazoa; Tardigrada; Eutardigrada; Parachela; Macrobiotidae. Gene Ontology annotation, molecular function: protein kinase activity; ATP binding.
GUGAUUUGCUGUAUUACGCCAAUUUGCAAUUUCACGGGUUCACUACGUACCUGAUUAACUUUUGAUUAUCUGAUUCCAUUGCUAUUUUCACUUGUGUGCUUUCGAAUCUUUCAAAUGUUAAUGGUGAAUUAAGUAUCACCGUGUCUGGUUCACUACUUAUCCGAAGAUGUCCGCACCUCCUCCACUUCCUGAGAAAAAGAAAUUCAAGCCACCGUUGACGCUGCCUGGACGCAACACUGGCGAUACAUUGGCAGCUCCAACCAUCACUAAUGGCUUGGUGGGCGCACGGGAUGACGAUGAAGGAGUUAUGAUCACGGUGCAGCGCAGAGGCGACGCGCAGGAACCACGCAUGGACGCUGAGCAGAGAGACCGCCUGCAGACGUUCUUGGAUUUAAAGCAGCGGAUCGGCGAAGUGCAUGCGGAGGAUUUGGAGAAACUAGCGGAAUUAGGGGUCGGGAGCGGAGGGGUUGUACUGAAAGUGAAGCACCGACCAACAGGGAUGAUCAUGGCGCGCAAGCUCAUCCAUUUGGAAGUGAAACCGGCCAUUCGCAAUCAAAUUAUUAUUGAGUUGAAAAUCCUGCACGAAUGCAAUUCCCCAUUCAUUGUGGGAUUUUAUGGUUGUUUCUAUGAUAAUGGAGAAAUCAGCAUUUUAAUGGAAUACAUGGACGGUGGUUCACUGGAUCAGAUCAUUCGUCAGGGAAUUCGUAUUCCGGAGAAAAUUUUGGGAAAAAUUACGAUUUCUGUUCUGAAAGGGUUAACAUACCUCAAAGAAAAGCAUAAUAUUCUUCACCGCGAUAUUAAACCGUCCAAUAUCCUUGUCAAUUCUCGCGGUGAAGUGAAGUUGUGCGAUUUUGGUGUAAGUGGACAGCUUAUCGAUUCCAUGGCUAAUUCAUUCGUCGGCAGCCGAUCCUAUAUGGCUCCCGAGCGUCUUAAGGGAUCCGCGUAUACGAUCGCGUCCGACUUGUGGUCACUUGGUUUAUCCUUAAUGGAGCUGGCGCUGGGCCGGUAUCCUAUACCUUUACCAUCGCACAAUGAAUUUCGGACGAUUUUCCAGUCAGACGGAGUCAGCACAGAACCUAGUCAGAUAAUGUCCAUAUUUGAGUUGUUGGAUUAUAUUGUCAUUUCUCCUUCUCCUACUUUCCCCGACGGAAUCGUGUCAAAGGAAUUCAAGGACUUCAUCGAUCGCUGCCUAGAGAAAGAACCGACAGUGAGACCCACUUUGAGCGCGAUGAUGCAGCACCCGUUUAUUGAAAGAAGCGAAAAAGAGAAUACCGACUUAGCCAAAUGGGUAUGCCGCGUCAAGAAUCUGAACGGAAGCAAUGCGACGUCCUAAUUGUAAAAUCCGGAAUUCUUACUGCAUCCAAACGUUUUCUGGCGCCCUUAUAAUACACCACAUUGGUACAAUUACUGAUGUAGGUGAUUUUCCAUUCGCUAUGAAGAGUUUUUUAAUGUAGUUUUGACUUGAUUUUACUUUUUUUAAUUCGUAGUAUGAUUGCUUUGAACACAAAUUGUUCCUUGUCGUAGCCUGCUUUAGCAUUGUCUACUGUAAGUUGUUUCAAGUUCUGGACUCAACCUAGAAUUUCAUUUCCCCGUCUUGUGAAGAUUGUCCUGACAGUAUCCAGUGUGAUCCGUGAUUCAUAGGUUGUAUUAAGAGACUUUUAUCGGUGUUUUUGUUUUGAAUAUUUUUUUGUGUUAGACUAGUGUAUCUUACUUUCCGCUUUGGUCGUCGUGUAUAUAAAUAUUUGUAUAUUAAUUUUGCGACACAACGUACGAUACUUACAAA